Messenger RNA from Penicillium argentinense, 1617 nucleotides. Its product is annotated as sugar porter family MFS transporter. Gene Ontology annotation, cellular component: membrane. Lineage: Eukaryota; Fungi; Ascomycota; Eurotiomycetes; Eurotiales; Aspergillaceae. The record is from RefSeq and is a predicted model, not a curated record. The coding region runs from base 1 to 1617 and encodes 538 amino acids. The transcript has 11 exons. Gene Ontology annotation, molecular function: carbohydrate:proton symporter activity. Gene Ontology annotation, biological process: carbohydrate transport; transmembrane transport.
AUGGGCGGCGCGUGGAAACCAUACAUUUACGGUCUUGCGCCAUGCACGGGUGGCGUGGCAUUUGGUUAUGAUACUGGUUCAAUGAGUGGUAUUCUUGCAAUGCCACAGUUUCUUUCUUACAUGAACCACCCAGGCGAUUUCCUGCAGGGUGGAAUUACGGCGUCGAUUCAGGCGGGUUCUUUUGCUGGGUCGCUUCUAACGGGUGCGCUGCUAGCUGAUCGACUGGGUCGUCGAAAGACUAUCCUGUUGGGAUCUUUGAUCUUCACGAUUGGUGUCGCUAUCUCGACGGCUGCGAAUAAUGUCACUGCUCUUGUCGCUGGUCGGGUCAUCAAUGGUCUAGGCAACGGGUGCUUGGCAAUGAUGGUUCCCCUCUACCAAAGUGAAAUUUCUCCUCCACAAAUCCGCGGCCGCAUUGUCUCCCUCCAACAAUGCUGUAUCAACUUGGGAAUCCUCGUCGCCUUCUGGAUCCAAUACGGCUCCAGCUACCUUAGUGGAGAUGCCUCUUGGCGCCUGGCACUCGGUCUCCAAAUGAUCCCCACCGUUACCCUCCACUUGACGAUGUAUUUUAUGCCCGAGUCACCUCGCUGGCUAGCUCAGCGCGACGAGCACGAGAAGGCAUUGAAAGCUCUUGCUCAGAUGCACUCUAACGGAGAUAUCAACGAUCCGUUCGUCCAGGCAGAGCUAGCCGAAAUCGAAUCGAAGAUUCAGUGGGAGAAACAGAAUCCGCCUCCGGGAUACCUCGAGUUGCUUGUUGGUCGUGACCGCCGUCGUACAUGGCUUGGAAUCGGAGUGCAAUUUUGGCAACAAGUUACCGGCGUUAAUGUGAUCAUGUACUACGCCGUCUUCCUCUUCCAACAAGCCGGCAUCAGCGGAACCCAAGCCUCCCUUCUCGCCAACGGAAUCCAGGGCGUCGUUCUGAACGUCUUCACAUGGCCCAACAUGUACUGGAUGGAUACCUGGGGCCGUCGAACUCCGAUGGUCAUCGGUGGCGUGGGAAUGGGAAUCUCAAUGAUGCUUAUUGGAACAAUAAUGAAAACAAAAGGAAACCCAAUUUUCAACCCUGUCACCCAAAAGACAAACUUCGACUUCGCCAGCAAAUCUGCCUCAAAUGCGACUAUUGCAUUUGUAUAUGUCUAUGUCAUGACCUUCGCCCUGACAUGGGCUUGCGUGGCUUGGGUUUAUCCCCCAGAGCUGUUCACCACAGGCUCGCGUGGUCGUGGAACAUCCAUGACUUCAGCGACUAAUUGGUUUGUUAACUUCUGGUUCGCGCUUUAUAUCCCGACUGCGAUGAAUAAGAUCUCAUGGAAACUAUACAUGGUCUUCAUGACCCUUUGCUUUACCAUGGCAAUCGUGGUGUUCUUCUUCUACCCAGAAACUGCACAGAAAACGCUCGAGGAGGUAGAUUUCCUCUUCUCGAAAGACCGAACUAUCUGGGUUUUCCGCGAUCGCGAGGCGCGCAAAGUCGGCGCUAUUUUCGAGCGCGAUAUGGCGCAUGGUGAAGCUCUCACCAAAUUCGAUGGUAAAGUUGCUGGAACCGCGAUGGUUGACCAUGUCGAGUAUGAAGCGCAUGCAACACAGAUGGCGAAUUCGUCAGUUGUGAAUAAUGCUGCAGUAUGA